AGACGGCCGCGUUCCGGUUCCGGUCGGUUGCCCCGGAGACGCGGGUACACAGAGACGAACGGCUCCCGUCGGAGGCCCGAGUGACCGCUGCGGUCGUCCCGUCUGCGGAUGAGCCACGUCACCCCCGAGCUUGUGGCGGGCGCAGAGCUGCAGUCGCCAUGAGCCAGAGGCAGGUGUUGCAAGGUAGGACCCGGGGCGGGCGCCCCGACGGCGGGCGGCGGGAGCGGGGUACGACGGGGCGGCCCGCUCCACCGUGUCUCUCCCCGCAGUGUUCGAGCAGUACCAGAAAGCCCGGACCCAGUUCGUGCAGAUGGUGGCAGAGCUGGCAACCAGACCCCAAAACAUCGAGACUCUGCAGAAUGCGGGUGUAAUGUCUUUGCUGAGACCUCUUCUUCUGGAUGUGGUCCCAACAAUUCAACAGACUGCUGCUUUGGCUCUUGGGAGAUUGGCUAAUUACAACGAUGACCUAGCAGAAGCGGUUGUGAAGGGCGACAUUCUUCCACAGCUUGUUUAUUCACUGGCAGAACAGAAUCGUUUUUACAAGAAAGCAGCUGCCUUUGUGUUACGAGCAGUUGGUAAACAUUCCCCUCAACUAGCUCAGGCCAUAGUCGAUUGUGGAGCACUGGAUACGCUGGUGAUAUGCUUGGAAGAUUUUGACCCUGGAGUCAAGGAGGCUGCAGCCUGGGCACUUGGAUAUAUUGCAAGACAUAAUGCAGAACUGUCACAAGCUGUGGUGGAUGCGGGAGCGGUUCCUCUUUUAGUGCUCUGUAUCCAGGAGCCAGAAAUUGCUUUGAAAAGGAUUGCUGCUUCGGCCCUUAGUGAUAUUUCAAAGCAUUCUCCGGAGUUAGCACAGACAGUAGUGGAUGCAGGAGCUAUUGCUCACUUAGCCCAGAUGAUCCUGAACCCUGAUGCUAAAUUGAAGCGUCAAGUCCUUUCAGCGCUCAGUCAGGUUGCAAAACAUUCUGUGGAUCUGGCAGAAAUGGUAGUUGAAGCAGAGAUUUUUCCAGUUGUACUUACCUGUCUGAAGGACAAAGACGAAUACGUGAAGAAAAAUGCUUCUACUUUAAUUAGAGAGAUUGCAAAACAUACACCUGAGCUUUCCCAGUUGAUAGUUAACGCAGGGGGCGUUGCUGCCGUGAUUGACUGCCUUGGGUCCUGCAAAGGCAACAUCAGGCUGCCUGGCAUCAUGAUGCUUGGCUACGUGGCGGCUCAUUCUGAGAACCUGGCAAUGGCGGUGAUCAUUUCCAAGGGUGUGCCCCAGUUGUCAGUCUGCUUGUCAGAAGAACCAGAAGAUCAUAUUAAGGCUGCUGCUGCUUGGGCCUUGGGACAGAUUGGGAGACACACUCCAGAGCAUGCACGGGCUGUCGCAGUGACAAAUACUUUGCCAGUUCUGCUUUCUUUGUACAUGUCAGCAGAAAGCUCUGAGGAUCUUCAAGUAAAAAGUAAAAAAGCUAUAAAGAAUAUCCUACAAAAAUGCACCUAUUUGCCAGCCCUCGAGCCGUUUCUGUAUGAUGCUCCUCCCAACAUUCUGAAGCACGUGGUCGGGCAGUUCAGUAAGGUGCUGCCACAUGAUAGCAAAGCUCGACGACUUUUUGUAACAAGUGGUGGACUUAAAAAGGUUCAAGAGAUAAAAGCAGAGCCUGGAUCCCUCCUUCAAGAAUAUAUUAACAGUAUUAACAACUGUUAUCCAGAGGAAAUAGUAAGUAAAUUAUUUCCAAAGAUACAAAUUUAUGCACUCUUGGGAGAUUUACGAGAAAUCCUUGACCAAAAGAGGUCCAACAAGUAUUAUUCUCCUGGAUAUUCAGAUACACUUCUGCAAAGAGUGGACAGCUAUCAACCACUUACUAACUAAGCACAGUUACAGUUUUAUACUCAAAUUCACUGCAGAACACUUAUGAAUAAGUUGUUAAAGCUCUUUCUAAAUAUU
Messenger RNA from Pteropus alecto (black flying fox), 1927 nucleotides. RefSeq names its product sperm associated antigen 6 (gene SPAG6). The transcript has 11 exons. Gene Ontology annotation, biological process: filopodium assembly; epithelial cilium movement involved in extracellular fluid movement; neuron projection extension. The record is from RefSeq and is a predicted model, not a curated record. Gene Ontology annotation, cellular component: acrosomal vesicle; microtubule cytoskeleton; sperm principal piece. Bases 311 to 1852 code for a protein of 513 amino acids. Lineage: Eukaryota; Metazoa; Chordata; Mammalia; Chiroptera; Pteropodidae. Gene Ontology annotation, molecular function: microtubule binding.